This is a messenger RNA of Poecilia latipinna (sailfin molly), 3308 nucleotides long. RefSeq names its product gastrula zinc finger protein XlCGF57.1-like. Bases 555 to 2351 code for a protein of 598 amino acids. Gene Ontology annotation, biological process: regulation of transcription by RNA polymerase II. Gene Ontology annotation, molecular function: RNA polymerase II cis-regulatory region sequence-specific DNA binding; DNA-binding transcription activator activity, RNA polymerase II-specific. Gene Ontology annotation, cellular component: nucleus. The record is from RefSeq and is a predicted model, not a curated record. NCBI's taxonomy places the organism in Eukaryota, Metazoa, Chordata, Actinopteri, Cyprinodontiformes, Poeciliidae. The transcript has 4 exons.
CGUCAACGUAUAACCCGGACCAGCUCGGUUUGCGUUUAUUAUUUGUUGGAAUGAGGAUUAAUUACAAUGACAAUGUUAGCUUGACUGGCUAUAUGCCGACGAAAGACGCUUGUUUGUGUUAAAUGUGUGUGAUAAAAUGUCCUUACAUAAUCUCUCAGACUCUGCUCGGCCACCUUGGUUGAGGAGAUCGCUUUUACGUGUUUGCUGUGAACCUCUGUGAUUAUUUCUAGCCGACAUUUGCAGCUCAUUAUAUGUAAUUAGAGAAGGGAGCGCUGGUGACCAUGGAGCUAAAGCAGCAGCCAGGAAAGACCUGAUCAUCGUUUGGACACCUCUAAUAUAACCUUGUUGUCCAUGUGAGGACACAGAGACUGGAGACAGUUUCAGAGUGGACCCAGAACUACUGAACAAGAUGCUGAUUUGUGUCAGAUUCCAGUUUCAGGCAGCAGAAAAACAAAAGAUCCACGACUGAUUCAUACACGACUGAUUCAUUGAUCCAUUAGAACUUGUGAAGGUUGAAGACAAGGAUUGUGAAAAAGUGAAUCCCAGGUGGAGCGAUGAUGACUGAGAUGAUGAAGGUUGAAGCAGAUGAGCCAGGAGGGUUCAGCUUGGAGCCCCCUGUACCUGCAGGACCGACAUCAGAUCUGGAGGAAACACAAGACAACAAAGAUCUCAUUCGUCAGAUGUUGGUGAUUAAAGAGGUUUCCCAUGCCUGGACCUCCAGUUUGGACUCGGAGGACCCAGAGCCCCUCCACAUAAAGGAGGAAGAAGAGGAGCAGUGGAUCAGUCAGGAGGAAGAGCAGCUUACUGUGAAGAUGGAAGAUGAAGGGAAACUUCAGUUAUCAGAGCGUCAGCAAAUCAAAACUGAAGACAACAGAGCAACAGAGACUUCGCCCUCCUGUUCAGUUGGACAGAUGGAAAAAGAACCUGAUAGAGAGGACUGUGGAAGACCAGAACCAGACAUGAACCUGGACCCAGCAUGUUCUUCUCGAAAGAACAAGAUGGCAAUUCACAGAAGAGUGCUCCCACUCUAUCAGAUGUUGGUGAUUAAAGAGGUCCCUCAUGACUGGAAUCCUAGUUUGGACCAGCAGGACCCAGAUCCCCACAUAAAAGAGGAAGAUGAGGAACUGUCGAUCAGUGAGGAAGAAGAACAGCUUGCUGUGAAGAUUGAAGAUGAAGAGAAACCUCAGUUAUCAGAGUGUCAGCAAAUCAAAAUUGAAGACAAGAUGGAGAUGGAGGCUUUAACCACUUGUCCAGUUGCACAGAUGAAAACAGAACGUGAUGGAGAAGAAUGUGCAGGACCAGAACCAGACAGGAUUGCAUAUUCAGAAGACUCUUCUCAAGAAAGUAAAAUGACUGUUCACAGUAAAGGUAAAGGAACUGGAAAGUACCAUCUUCAUACACAUAGACAACUCCACACUGGAGAGAAACCAUUUGUUUGUAGUUAUUGUGGUAAAGGGUUUCAUGCAAAGAACUUUCUCAAGACUCACGAGAAGACCCAUUCAGAAGAAAACCCCUUUUCCUGUGACGUUUGUGGUAGAAAAUUUGAUCGAAAGAGUAGUAUCAAACAGCACAUGCAGAGCCACACUUCAGAAAAAACAUUUGUUUGUAGUGUUUGCGACAGAGGAUUUUCACAAGAAAAUUUUCUGGAAAAGCACAUGCAUGUUCACGCUGCACAUAAACCGUUUACUUGUAGUUUUUGCGGUAAAGGUUUUUCCCAACAAAAUACUCUAUUGAAUCACUUAUGUAUUCACACAGGAGAGAAACCAUUUAUUUGUAGUGUUUGCAGUAAAGGAUUUUCCCUAGAAACUGUACUAAAAAGGCACAUGCUUAUACACACGGGUGAGAAACCGUUUAUUUGUAGCGUUUGUUGUAAAGGAUUUUCACGACAAGAGAAUUUAAAGAGCCACAUGCGUGUUCACACUGGAGACAGACCGUUUGUUUGCAGUGUUUGCUGUAAAGGAUUUUCACGACAAGGGUAUUUAAAGAAACAUAUGGAUGUUCACACUGCACCAUUUAGCUGCACUGAGUGUGGUAAACAUUUUGUGAAGGAAGUCCAGUUGGAGCGACAUGUGAAGGUCCACACAGAGGAGAGGCCUUUUGGGUGUGAUAUCUGUAAAACCAGAUUUAUUCAGAAGUGUCACCUUGACAACCACAUGCGAGUCCAUUCAGGAGAGAAACCAUUUGUUUGUUCUGUUUGCAGUAAAGGAUUUUCGCAACAAGAUCGUCUAAAGAGGCACAUGCGUGUUCACACAUGCGAAAAACCGUUUGUUUGUAAUGUUUGCAGUAAAGCGUUUUCACAACAUGGGAAUCUGAAGACGCACAUGAGUGUUCACGAGGGUCGCAAGGAGUGAAUCAAAAUCCUGACGUGAGGUUUAUUAGACUGCAUUAGCAUGUCCUUAAAGAGACAUGCUAUAAGGCGUUAGCAUGUCCUUAAAGAGACAUGCUAAUGCCAAUGCAGGUUAUUAAACUGAGAAAAUACAUUUAAAUUAAAAAUCUUUAAAAAUCCUGUCAAAAAUUUAGAUGGCUAAAAGUUUUAAUUUGAUGAUCAAUAUAAUGAUUAGAAAAACCUAGAUCAGAUCAACAAUAACUGGUCUAUUCUCAGCUUUUGUAUUACAAUGAAAACUUGAUAUUUAAAAAGGCAGAAUUAUAUGUUUUCCAGCCACAGAGAAUCAUUUUAUAGCGCAAUCAGCUAUGUUCCUUGAGUUAUACAAGUACUGUACAUAACAAAUAUGACCUAAAAGAAAUUUGGCUUGGUAAUUUAACACUUUGAAAUUAGGCCUCUUUAAGAAAGUUCUGUUGUUUAAAACACCUCACCUUCAAGAAAUCAUCACAUCUCUCCUCUAUUAACCGUUUAUCAACAUUUUUACCAGCAUUGCACUGAGAAGUAGCUCCUAUAAUGAGCUCAGCAGAUGUGUAGUUCCACCAGCUGUUUGCUAAUUGCUUCUGGCUAGUCUGAAGGAGCUGAGAAGAGGAAUUAUGGGGGACCGGUACUCUGAAACAAAAGCUUGGGAUGAAUGAAUGGUUGCCACCGGAGAUUAAGAUAAUCAUACAUGGAAUAUGUAAGCAUUGCAUAUGUGAUUAUCUGGCUGAUUUAUAUUAGUAAAUCUUUGAGUUUGUAUUUUUAAUUGAGGUUGCUGCAGGUUAAAUCAUUGAAAUUGUACAAAUGAUGCAUCUCUUUACAAAAAAAUAGUCUCGUUCUCUCUCUCUCAGUUUCAUGUUAUGGAGAGAGAAAAUAUGCUUAUUAAAAUAACUGAGAACUGUUGUUAAAGUUUGUCUAAAGCCUUUUUAAUAAAAUAUGUUUAAAAGAU